Molecule: messenger RNA, 3481 nt
Organism: Homarus americanus (American lobster)
Lineage: Eukaryota; Metazoa; Arthropoda; Malacostraca; Decapoda; Nephropidae
Product: MAM and LDL-receptor class A domain-containing protein 1-like
Exons: 17
Coding region: 587-2839 (750 amino acids)
Cellular component (GO): membrane
Source: RefSeq, a predicted model, not a curated record
CACACUCAGUUGACCACCGCCCGGGACACCACACCCUCUUAACCACCCAGCCUCAUCCCAUCGUAAAUUCAUUCUCUCCAGUGUGGUGAACGUUAGAAGAAAAAAAGAAUUGCAAUAUUGGAUAAUUUGCAAUGUUGAAAAUUCGCCAUAUUGGUUAAUUCACCGUAUUUGAAUUUUUGCAAUAUGGUACAGUCUUGGAUAAUUUGUAAAUACUGGAUAAUUCGUAAUACUGGAUAAUUCGUAAUACUGGAUAAUUCGUAAUACUGGAUAAUUCGUAAUACUGGAUAAUUCGUAAUACUGGAUAAUUCGUAAUACUGGAUAAUUCGUAAUACUGGAUAAUUCGUAAUACUGGAUAAUUCGUAAUACUGGAUAAUUCGUAAUACUGGAUAAUUCGUAAUACUGGAUAAUUCGUAAUACUGGAUAAUUCGUAAUACUGGAUAAUUCGUAAUACUGGAUAAUUCGUAAUACUGGAUAAUUCGUAAUACUGGAACAUCCGAGUGUUUAUAUAUCAGGACGUUCUUGAAGUCCGCCUUAGCGUGUGUUGUGCAGCUCCUGAGGUGAGGUCGAAGGAGGAGGACAACUCAACAUGUCUUCAGCCAGGGCGCCUCUUGUGGUGCUGCUGGCCGCCUCCUCCAUCUGGUUACCUCUGGCGGUGUCACAGAGUGCUGACGACUGCGCCUUCGAUAACGAGGGAGGAACUAUAUCAACGUGUAACCUGGUAAUGAAUGCUACACCCUUCAGGUUAAAAUCUUGGAAAACAGGUACUGGGAUCACCACGAAUUACAGAGGAGGACCGGGUGUUGAUGCCCAGCAGAGUAAUGAAGGUGGGUACGCGUUCGCCUCCACGUCAGAUAUGCUUCAGGAUUUCCCGUUACCUACCAAGGCCUGGAUGAUCACCAGCCCAAACAACUCAACGGAUUCACUGGGUCGCUGCCUGGAGUUUGCUUUCGCUAGUGAAGGGCUGUGCGUAGAAUCCCUAGAGGUGUUGAUGGUGAUGUACAAGACAAAUGAUGUGGACGAGAUCUUCUUCAACAACACCCUAACAAAAGACUAUCAGGUCAUGUCCCUCUGGCGAACGAGACAGUCGACGAAGGCGGAGUGGAAGAAGGCCCAGGUGACGUUCUCCGCCCCGACGCCACAUAGUCUGGUCUUCUCCGCGUCUCCCGACAAACGCUUCGCCAGUAGGGGAGGUUAUGUGGCCGUGGAUGACAUCACCUUCACCGAGGGACCGUGUUCAAAUGAGUGUUUAUUCGACCGGGAUCUGUGUACGUGGACGAAUAACGAUACCGCCGACAACUUCGACUGGAGCAUCGGACGGAGCAGUACCAAGAUAGGCACUGGGCCAUCCAAGGACCAGGGCUCCUCCCUCAACACCUUCGUCACCACAGGUGGCUACGCUUAUGUGGACAGUAGCUACCCUAGGCUGCCCGGAGACAAGGCUUGGUUGGUCUCAGCUGCUCUACAACCCACAGCCGUGCCUCUAUGUGUUAAGUUCUGGAUCAACAUUUAUGGUGGUGGUACUGGUAACUUCAGGCUCUUGUACUCUCCCGACGACGGAUCAUCAGAGAUGGAAGAGUUGUGGGGACUGUGGCAAGGAACAGGAAAGAGAACUACUGACACAUGGUAUCCCUGCCAGCAGACAGUGGCCUCUAGUGAAGAAUUCCGUCUAAUUUUCGAAGCUACUGUUGGUGUUCCCGGGGCAGGUGAUAUCGGUCUUGACACCAUUACCUUCUCUACAGGGGCGUGUCCUAGUCUUCCGCCCACCACUAGUCGCGCCUGGGGUGACUGCACCUUCUUGGAGAACACUUGCCUCUGGAGUGUGUCAAGAUGUAGUGUAAGCGGCAGCGGGUGUGACUUUCUCUCCCGGGUACAAGGCAAUUUCCAGAACCCUGCCGGCCACACCGAGAGUGAGUAUGACAUCGACGACAUGUACAUGAAGUUCGACCUCCACUGCUACAGAAACCGUCCUCGAGAAACAGCCGCCCUCGUGUCUAAACCGUUCACACUCACGUCAGAUGUCUGUCUCUCCUUCUGGGUCUACAUGUCUACGACCAUCCUCUCUCAUAUUCACAUUGGAGCACUAAGGGUUGUGUUGAUGUACGAAGCCAAGAACGUAACCGUGUGGCGACUUCAGAAUCAACAACUCACUGAUUGGACGUACUCUCAGGUCAGUAUCCCGGCAUCUUCCUCGCCCUUCAAGGUAGCCAUCGAGGGUGUACAAGGUCCUCGAGUCAUAGGUCUGAUGGCACUGGAUGACAUCGCCGUCUACCCGCUGAGCUGCCCCUUGGAGCCCGCGACAGCUGCUGUACAAGAGGCUGACUGCCCCUUUGACCAAGACCUCUGUCAGUGGAAAGUUGAAGCAGAUGGACGGUCUUCCUCCCCAACCAUGAUGUGGCACCUAGCGCUUAACAGUAAGGUGCUCAUAGACCACACCUUCAAUGCUGAUGAAGGAGGCUUCGCGUACAUCGAGUCCUUCAACACUGACCAAAAGAGCAGGAUGAAGAGCCCCUUCCUACCUGCCAACACCACCUUCUGCCUUGCCCUCUGGUUCUCUGAUAUAUAUGAAGAUAAUGCGGCCAAACUCUCCGUGAUAAGGUCGAGUGAAGGCAGGGAAGAAACACUCUGGACAGUCUCUCAAAACGUCAUCACUGAUCUGCCAGUCUCAGGGUACACCACGGCGACCUGGCGUUACGCUCAAGUCCUCCUGCCAUCACACAACACUACAUACCAGCUUGUGAUUGAGGGGGAGGUCACACGUAGCGCCUGGGCUGUGGACGAUAUCCUCUUAAUUCCUGGUCGUACUGACUGUAUCUUAAAACCAUCUUACGCCAAGGCUUGAGAUCACCAGGUGGAGAGAGAGGUAACACACGUUUCCCAAGGGCCCUACCAGGUGUUGACAGGUGUAUGAGCUGAUAGGUGUGUGAACUGGCAGAUGAGUGAUGUGAUAGGUGUGUGAACUGACAGGUGUAUGAUGUGAUAGGUGUGUGAACUGAAGGGUGUAUGAAUUAACAGGUGUAUGUACUGAUGAAACGUGUAUGAACUGACAGGUGUAUAAGCUGAUAGGUGUAUGAACUAAUAGGUGUAUGAACUGACAGGUGUUUGAACUAAAAGAUGUAUAUAAGCUGAAAAUACAAGAACAACAACAACAACAAAAGCUUUCAUCAUCCAAGUAUUUGUGUAUGAUCCAAAAAUUAUGUAUUAUACUGUAUUGCUUUGUUUACCAUAUCACUUGUAUGUGUGUGUGUGUGUGUGUGUGUGUGUGUGUGUGUGUGUGUGUGUGUGUGUGUGUGUGUGUGUGUGUGUAAAGCUGGUUAUCUUACAUAGCUCCAACAAGAAUAAAAACGAACAACAACAAAACAAUAAACAAAUAAAAUAACAAAAAUAUAAGAUAAAUAAAAUGUAAUAGAGAUUUAUCAUAACAAUAGGAUUUUUAUUUUGUUCUUAUUUUCUUGAAUAAAAAACUUUUGGAUGAUAUCAAGAG